Tetrahymena thermophila SB210 is the source of this 1839-nucleotide messenger RNA. RefSeq names its product LMBR1-like motif protein. Gene Ontology annotation, cellular component: membrane. The record is from RefSeq and is a predicted model, not a curated record. NCBI's taxonomy places the organism in Eukaryota, Ciliophora, Oligohymenophorea, Hymenostomatida, Tetrahymenidae. The transcript is spliced from 11 exons.
AUGAGGAUAUUUAGCGUAGUUGAAUGCACUAUAUACUUGAUUUUUAUAGCAUAUUUAGUUUACGAAUACAGUUCCAAAAAGGUUCCCUAUUAUGUCAAAAUCAUUACCUAUAUUUCAUGGGUUAUUUCAUUUGGGUUUGUAUUUGUUCUUCCUCUUGAUAUUUAUUAUACUUAGCAUAAUCUUUCGUUAAAGAGGCAUAAUUUAGAUCCUAAGCUUUUAGAUACAUACGAAAUUAAGUAUAUAGAACUUACUUGGUCAGUUAUUUAUUGGAUUAACUUUUUGUUGAUAUGGUUUAUCUUACCGAUAUUGCAAGAAUUUGAAGACGCAGGUGAAUUUACUAUUAAAGAUAAGCUAAAAAGAUCCCUUUAUAAUAACGCACUAUUGUAUGGUAUAUUUGUUCUACUUGGUGGGUUGUUUAUGAUUUACUUAUCUUACUAUGGUAAAAUGACAAUGUCGGCUAUGAUGGAGUUUUUUGCAGGGCUAUCAAAUUGCUUUGGUACAUUUUUAGUUAUUUUAUUGAUGGGACAUGGACUGGUAGCGAUACCUAAAAAGUAUAUUAAUGAAAGAACUCAAGAGCUCAAUUUAAAGUACUAUUAGGGUAUAGCAAAGAAAUCAGAGUAAACUAAAGUGAAUGCAAAAUAUUAAAUGGAGAGAUUGAUAAAGAUAGUUUAUUUAAUGAAAGAAUAGUAUUCUGAUAAACAUGUAGGAUAAUAUUGCACUAAAAUCUUGGAAGAAGUAAAUCCGUAAAUUAUGAAUGAUGUAAUUAAGGACUUGAGAUACACUAAUUUAGAAGAUUUAAGCAGAGAUCUUACUGAUAUCAAUAUGAAUAAAAUAGUUUCAUUAAAUAGAUAGGUUAAAAAAAGUAUUGCAGAUUAUUUGAGAGCAGAAACUAAGUGGUAGAUUUUACUGGAUAACGCUUUCUUAGUUGAAGAUAUCCUCGAAAAUUAGUUUUCUAUUCACUAUAAAAUUAGAAGCACAUUUUGGGUAGAAAGAAGUGGCUAUGUUGGGGAUAUUCUUGAUAAAAUUUAAUGGUUUUGGUAUGUUAAGAUAAAAUCUAUCUUAAAACUAGUUCUAGGAGUUAUUUUUAGCAUUUUUAGUUUGAUAAUAAUUUAUGGAGAAUUAUCAAUGUUCUUAGAUUUAGAUAUUAGCAUUUUCAAAAUAUUUAGUUAAAGCGAUGAAUAUUUCAAAACAUAAAUCCUAAUCUUAAUCCCUCUUUUAUACAUUUCAUUUUGCUCUUAUUAUGGGCUCUUCCAUAUAUAAUUUUCUGGGUUUUAUUGUUUCUUUAAACACCACAACACUGAUGCACCAUCUCUCCUUUUUGGCUCUAUAAAUUUUUCGAGAGUGAGUGCUCCAUUGUGUUAUAAUUUCUUAUAAAUGAUGAGAAUAUAAAACACUAGCUGCGAAUAAGUUAUUGGUAAAUUCGACACAAGUGUUUUUGGAUCUUUUUCAGCAGUUUUCUUUCCUGUAGUCCUUAUCAUUUUUACUCUAUUUAAUUUUUUUGAUAUCUACGAUUUAAUUGUUGAAAAAUUCAAUCUUCAAUAACUUGAAUUCUCCCAUUAACCUAUUUAAUCAGACAUAGAUGAAGGUAAAAAGAUUCUAUACAAAGCUCGCUUGCAUAGAGAACGUAAAUUCCUAACAAAAUAAUCAACCGAUUUAAGAAAUUUUAAUGGAUAUUCAAUCAACUAAUUUAGCACAAGAAUUUCAAUGUAUAAUGAUGAUGAAAACAGAAACAUAAUACCUUAUGAAAAUUAAUAAAAUAAACAAAGAAGUUUUUCGACUUCUUCAUUGUUAACUAAUUCAAGAAAUAGCAAUUUUUAUAAAGAUAUUCUCAAAAUUUGA